UUGUAGCUAUUAUACCCAAUCAUAUUUUCUGACACCCCCAAUCAAUGUUUUCUCUCUCACUCUAUUUUCUCUCUCUAAAAUUCCUUCCUUCAUCCUCCACAACUUCCAUUUUUUUUGAUGGAUUUUAUUUUUCAUUAAUUUGUAAAAAUUCAUAGUUUUAUUUUUUAGUUCUCCCCAAAAAAUAAGGAAAAAAUGGCAGCAUACUAUCACAAUAAUCAUGGGACAAGUACAGAAAUCCAAGACCAUAAUACUAACAAUUUUCACACACUAAUUCUCAUGAACCCAAAUUUAGCUGAUCCUCAACACCACCACCAACAACCACCACCAUCAUCUCACAACAUCCUUCUACUAAACUCGGUCGCGGCCGGUCUUUCGCCUCCACAGCCACUUCUUCCUCAACACCACUUUGUUCGUCUCCCUACAUCGCCGCCUCAACCUAAUAAUGUUACCUUGUACGGAUACCCAUCUCAUGAGGCGCGUGACAUCCCACGCGCUAGGCAGGGGCUGUCCUUGAGCUUAUCAUCCCAGAACCCCGCGCUAGGUGGAGGAUCCCAGCAAGCUGGAGAGGAUGACGUGGCAGGUGGGCAGGGUUUCGUGUUAGGGUCUAAGUACUUGAAGGCAGCUCAGGAGCUGCUUGAGGAGAUUGUACAUGUUGGUGAUGAGGGCGGAGCUGUGUUCAAAACAAGCAGUACCAAUACUGAUGGUUCACCUAAGAAGGGUAAUAAAGGUACGACAGGCGAGUUUUCGUCCGAGGAUAAGGAAAAACACAGCCCCAGUGGUGGUGGUGGACAGCUGAACACGGCCGAGAGGCAGGAGAUUCAGAUGAAGAAGGCAAAACUUGUAACCAUGCUUGAUGAGGCGGAGCAAAGGUACAGGCAAUACAAUCACCAAAUGCAAAUAGUAAUGGAAUCGUUUGAGCAAGCAGCAGGAAUGGGAUCAGCAAAGACAUACACGGCGUUAGCAUUGAAGACAAUUUCAAGGCAAUUCCGGUGUCUAAAAGAUGUUAUUCAAGGGCAAAUCCGAGCAGCCAACAAGAUUUUAGGUGAUGAUCAAGAGGGUGGUUCAGGUUCAUCAGCUGGUGGGAAGAUUGAAGGGUCGAGGUUGAAAUACAUUGAUCAUCAGAUUAGGCAGCAACGCGCACUGCAGCAGCUAGGAAUGAUCCAAAACCCCAAUGCUUGGAGGCCUCAAAGAGGGUUACCUGAGAGAUCAGUUUCUGUUCUUCGCGCUUGGCUGUUUGAGCACUUCCUUCACCCGUACCCGAAAGAUUCUGAUAAAAUAAUGCUUGCUAAACAAACCGGGCUGACUCGAAGUCAGGUGUCAAAUUGGUUCAUAAAUGCUCGUGUACGUCUAUGGAAGCCAAUGAUUGAAGAAAUGUACACAGAAGAGCUAAAAGAUCAAGAACAUGAUAAUGAAUUAUCAGAGAAAUUAGCAAGCAGCAGCAAGGAUAACAGCAACAAUGAGGAUAACAAUAAUGUAGGAGCUUUAAAUUCCAUCAAAAACCAAGAGAUAAAAAUCAACAUUGCUGAAAAUCAACAACUUAAAGAUCAAAACAAUGCUGCUGCUGCUACAUCCUCGUUUAUUGGCAUUCCCACGAAUUCCGACACACCCUUUAAAGGUAACAAUAUCCUGACUCAACAUCAACAUGGAUUCACUCUAACAAGCUCAUUAGAGAUGGAUGGUGGGGUUUCGCAAAGAAGUCCCAAGAGACCAAGAAACGAUAAGGUCCUUCGAUACGAUGAGAACACUACUAAUGGCGAGAUCAUGAUAAAAUUUGGGAAUCAGAAGCAAGAAAGACAGGAUGGGAAUGGGUAUCCAAUCAUAUCAGGGGGAAUGAACUUCAUUGGAGGCGGAGGCGAGGAGAAGCAAGGAAGAGAGAAUGUGAAUGUGAAUGUGAAUGAGAAUGGGUAUCCCAUCAUAUCAGGAGGAAUGAACUUCAUUGGAGGCGGAGGCGAGGAGAAGCAAGGAAGAGAGAAUGUGGAUGUGAAUGUGAAUGAGAAUGGGUAUCCCAUCAUAUCAGGAGGAAUGAACUUCAUAGGAAUGGGAGGAGGUGAAUUAGGAACAUACCAAAUUGGAGAAAUAGGGAGGUUUGAAACAGAGGAUUUCUCUCAACCACCAAGAUUUCUUCAAGGAAAUGGGAUUUCCCUUUCCUUAGGAUUACCUCCUUCCUGUGAAAAUCAUCCUCAACAACUCGAAAAUCUGUCUGCGACAAAUCAUACAUUUCUGUCACCUAAUCAGAACAUCCAGUUUCGUCGAGCUAAUGAUUUUGGUACAAUUAACAGCCCUUCCUCACACUCAUCAGCAGCUGCAUUCGAGUGUAUCGAUAUCCAAAAUCGAAAGGGGUUUGCAGCUCAGUUGCUACCAGACUUUGUGGCUUGAGAAGGGGCAGAACAAGAACUUAUUAGGUAGUAUGUAGUAGUAAAUAUAGGAUUACUAUACCUUCUUUUGCAUAGAAUUAGUGACAUAUAUUGUUCAAAUAGUUGAAGAUUGGGGAUAGUAUAAAGUUAUUGGGAAUGUAUAUUAAAUUUUGUAGCAUAUUGUUGUUAUAUAAAGAUAGUAAAUAGAUUGGAAUGUCAUUAGAAUACAUAAGGUUUUAGCUUUUAUAUGGUAAUUGCAUGAUUUGGGGUUUAUUUUUCUAAAAUAAAAAGCUUUUUUUCUUGAAGAGUAAAGUUAUAUUCUGUUCAAAUUAGCUUGUAAUAGUAUAUUAAUAUCAUGUAUCAGUAUCUUUCUGAGU
Molecule: messenger RNA, 2731 nt
Organism: Chenopodium quinoa (quinoa)
Lineage: Eukaryota; Viridiplantae; Streptophyta; Magnoliopsida; Caryophyllales; Amaranthaceae
Product: BEL1-like homeodomain protein 1
Exons: 4
Coding region: 193-2376 (727 amino acids)
Biological process (GO): regulation of transcription by RNA polymerase II
Molecular function (GO): DNA-binding transcription factor activity, RNA polymerase II-specific; RNA polymerase II cis-regulatory region sequence-specific DNA binding
Source: RefSeq, a predicted model, not a curated record